AUGCUGACAGAGGUACUGGAAACCGAGCUGGAUCGCAUGCGUGCGGAGGUGCAACGUCAGCUCAACGAGGCAAAGCAGUUUCUCGUCACCUGCAAAGAGGACUCGGUAGCCCACAUGGAUCGUCUGGAUUCGGACAAACGGACUCUCACUCGAGCAUGCGAGCGAGCGAUCCGCACCGGAGAGCUCCAGGGGGCUGAGGAAACAGCCGACUUUUCCAGCGAGCAGCUGAUGUGUGCUUCAAUUACCAGAGCCGCAAACAACUCAGCUGGUGAGGGUGCUUCACCUCGGUCACCAGGCACAUCCAAAUCAACGUAUCCUUCCGUACUGUCCACACAGUGCUCAGCUGCUAGGGACGCAGCAGAUGGCGACGGGUUCACUGCCAGAGAUGCAAUACGGUGUCUGCUUCCUCGUGUGGAGCAAGUGUUUGACUUCUACGCAGCGUCGCAUGUAACGGACACGGAACUGCUGUAUCCGGCAAUGCACCUGCCUCAGUUCACCACAAUGGUACGUGACGCCGCUCUCGAUCGCAGGCGUCGUCCUCUCCUUCCAGAGUUGCUGUGGAUGACGGCCCUGCGCGACUUGCCUACCGCUAGUGGACGCGAACGCACAGACCGGCGCCACGGCAGCACUUUGCUGCUUCCGCGUGUCUCCGACGGCGACUCUCUUUUCCAGCCGGCUACCGCGCGGAGGGACUUGUUUGUACAUGAACGGCUCCGAGCAAUUACGAAGGCGGAGUUCCCACACGUGCUUUACGUCAUUUUUCGCGCCGCCGUCCACAACGGACACAAAGGCGCUGCUGCGUCCGAGGCCUUCUGUGCCUACCUCUCGGAACACUUCUUGCCCACCGUGGAGCGCUGCAUUCGCCGUCGAAAAGCCGCUCGCACCCUCUUGAUUGACGGCAGGGCUGCUUGCUUUGACGCAAGUGCUCCAUCCCCACCAGCAGGAGUACCGGACCCACUAGCCGCGUCAGAUUUCCCGAAGACAGCAACAGGUGUCUGUUCCUCGCUACCGCCCUUUGCCGACAUUGUAGCAACGUACAGCAGAGAUGCGGGAGUGCAAAGGGUUGCCCAGCAAUUCACGCCGCGGCUGAAGCGAUGCUUUCGGCAUGCGGUGCGGUGCCUUCCUACAUGCCGCACCGAAGAUGCCCGCAUGAGCAUUGACGCCUUUGUGGAGAGUGUUCGACAGCAGCACUUACUCCCGCUGAUUUCACGAGAGCAGCUCAGGGACAUCUUCGUCUUCUGUCUUACAUUGGACGGCGGCAGCGCCCCCAGUGCUGCCGGAAGUGGGGGACUGUCAACGAAGCAAGCAGCGCCGCUGACCGCUCGCGACAGCAUCACAUGCUUUUCCUUCACCACUGCGGCCGUGUACUGCCUCGCGGAGGUCAUCUAUGGUGGCUCGCCGUUGUUGCGUGAGCAGUAUGCAUCGCCCUGUGCGCGAACCUCGAAGCUUCUGGUGAAGAUGUUCAUCCUGUGA
Leishmania mexicana MHOM/GT/2001/U1103 is the source of this 1473-nucleotide messenger RNA. RefSeq lists its product as hypothetical. Lineage: Eukaryota; Euglenozoa; Kinetoplastea; Trypanosomatida; Trypanosomatidae. The transcript has a single exon. The record is from RefSeq and is a predicted model, not a curated record. Bases 1 to 1473 code for a protein of 490 amino acids.